AGGAAUAUUGUUUUGAAUUAUCAGUCUUAAAGAGAACAACAUACGAUAAUGUUUAUAUUUAUAUUAUUUAUUUGUGUUAAUACUGCCUAUGGUUAUUUCACUAUACCGGGAAAGUGUCCAGAUAAUGUCGAAUUACAAGAUGAUUUUCGGCUGGUGGACUUUUACGGAAAAUGGUAUCAAGCAUACCAGUACUCUAGCGAUGGCCAGAUCCAGAAUAAUUGUUCAACCAUUGAACUGAUGACAAGACCCUCAGGCAUCUACCUGAACCAGUCGAGAGUAGACCGGGGAUUGUUCCACCGGUACAGUAUAGGAAAGGUUGAUAUGCCAUCAAAAGUUGGGGAUGCAGCCAAUCUGGAACUGAUUUUCGCUUUCAAAAAUGCGCCCAGGCGAUUGAAAACGAGGAGGUAUCCUUUUCGUAUCCUGGCUACAAACUACAAUUAUUUCGCCACUAUUUACACUUGCGAAUACAGUAACCUGAUUGAUAAGCACUUCAUUCAUGUGUGGAUUUUAUCCAGGAACCAAAUAUUGAAUGACGUUUCAAAGGAGCUGGCGGUAAAGCCUUUGAAUAAAAUAGGCGUAGACCCAAUGAAAUUAGUCAAAGAUGAUCGAAGCAAGUGCAAUCCUAAGUACUAUGAAGACGUGCCCGUAGAACCGAUGACAUUUAGAUGUCCAGUACCGAUCUAAAGUAAUUCUUGGAUAUACAACUAUAAAUAAACAUGAAAAAAAUAUUAUUCA
Molecule: messenger RNA, 735 nt
Organism: Pieris rapae (cabbage white)
Lineage: Eukaryota; Metazoa; Arthropoda; Insecta; Lepidoptera; Pieridae
Product: insecticyanin-A
Exons: 4
Coding region: 49-684 (211 amino acids)
Molecular function (GO): pigment binding
Source: RefSeq, a predicted model, not a curated record